CUUGAAAUUAUAAUAAUUUGAAAGUUCCCGAUUUGUCACUUGUAUAAAAUUUAUUUUUACUAUAAAUGGUUUUUCAGUAGUUAGUUAGUAAUUUAUUAAUUAUAAGUGUCUGUAUUUACCUUAUAAUUCAACGUAAUCUCUAGUAAUAUAUAUCCCAAGGAAACAAAAUUAACUGGAUUAAUCGUCAGCAGGUAAAAAGUAUAAAAAAUAAAAGGUAGAAGAGAGAUAUGUCUCUAUCGGAGUAGCACAAGCUAAAAGAGAUACGGCCACCAAACUGUUAAAGCAAUGUAGGUUUAGUUCAUUUAAAGUCGAUGUUCGCAGGCAAUGUCGUGGCGACGAGACGAGCGCCCUAGUCGCUGGGGCGAAGCCAGACCCCGAUCGCCGGUUUGGGAUAUGCGGAGAAGCACAAGCCCCGAUUGCAGUCGUCAAGCAUCACCACGUGAUCGUCAAAAGGAGCGAAGGGAUCGCCACGACCGAUAUGACCGUGAAAGACGAGACCGGGAUCGCGAUGGUGACCGUUAUCGCCGUGAAAAUCGUGACCGCUUUGAUAAACGCGAUCGUCGUCGUUCUCCGCGACGUUUCGAUGACAAAGAUAUUCCCACAGCUCCAUCUCCCCCGAAUAUCAGCCGCGAUAAGUCUAGAGAAAGAGAUAGAAGUAGGUCCCAGUCCAGAAGUCGUUCUCGUAGUUAUGAGCGACAGGACAUUGACUAUGAUACUCAAGAUAAUCAGUCGGCUUCCCCGGGUGAUUGGAUCUGUAAAUGUGGUUCUUAUAAUUUUAAACGUAGGCAGAUUUGUUAUCGACGUAACUGUCAAGGUAAACGUUCUGAAGGUAAUGUCGUGGGUGGUGAAGAUAGGAAUGGCUCGGAACCGGCCGCUGGCAUUACCAAAAGAUUGUUAUUUAGACGCUUAGAUGCUUUAACAACAGAGGAAAAAAUUCUCGAUUCAAUAAAAGAACGAUGUUCCAAGUCUGUUUUAGAUUCUAUUGCUGGUAUAACUAUUGGAAGAGAGACACUAACAGGAGCCUCAAAAUGCUUGGCAUAUAUCAACUUUAAUUCUAUUGCUGAUUCAACAGCUGCUCAUUCUGAAUUAAUAAGCCUAAAUCCCUCAUUGAACAUUGAUAAUAGAGAAGUAUUAGUAUCAUUUUAUAAUGAGCCUCAGAAAGUGCCUAAAACCACUUCAAGUACUGAGUAUUCCUCAUACAAUUAUUUGCAGAAUAGAUCAAACUUUGCUUCAAAUCAAACACUUUCUGAAGCAGAUAGGGUAAAUGCAGCUGCUGCUGUUGCUCAGUCGGCUAUCUCAGCUGCUCAAGCUCGCCAGGUCUCAUGGACUCCUGUUUCUGUUCCUGCAUUUGUUAGUUCCACAGCUCAAUCUGCCUCAGUGACCAAUAUACCAACAGGUGAUGGCAAAAUACAAUAUACAGCCCCUGAUGUCCGAACCUUUCUCUACGAUGAAACCUCAGGUUAUUAUUAUGAUCCUGCCACAGGUCUUUACUAUGAUGGCAACACACAGUACUUCUACAACAGUCAGACAUCUCAAUAUAUGUACUGGGAUGCCUCUAGAUCUAGCUAUAUUGCUGCCACACAAAGCCAACAAAAUACAAACCAACCUAAGUUGCAAAACCCCCCUCAAGCUACUUCAGAGAAUACAAUUCCAAAAGAACCAGAAGAAAAAAAGAAAAAAGAUAAAGAGGACAAAGUUAAGGUUGCAAAAAAGAUAGCUAAGGAUAUGGAGAGGUGGGCUCGUACCUUGAAUCAAAAGAAAGAGAAUGCUCGGAGUAACAUUAUUAUGGAACAACCCCUGGACCAUACAACUAGCAAGGGUUCUGCAGAUAUUGGUUUUUCUGUUCUAGGGGCUGGUCCAUCCUUACAACAUCAUUCUCAUUUAAGAGAAAUCUCACCUCCACCCUUGGAAGAUGAUUUUUUAAUAAAACGAACUGAAUGUAGUCAGUUUGAGUCAGAUGAAGGAAUUAUAGAUUGGGUUAAACUCACUUGCCUUCUCUGCAAGCGUCGCUUCCCUUCAGCUGAAGUAUUGACUAAACACAAAACACUAUCAGACUUACAUAAACAGAAUUUUCUGGAACAUCAAAAGAAGAAUAGCUCAUUACCUCAAAGUAAUGGUUACAGAGAUAGGGCAGCUGAGCGCAGGAUGAAGUUUGGUGAAGAUGAACCACCAAUUCGUAAAAGAUAUGAAUCAGAUAUACAAACACCUAUAUUUGCUCAUACACCUCAACCUGUUGUAGACACCAUUGGUGGCAAAAUGUUACAGAAAAUGGGUUGGUCAGAAGGCAGAGGGUUAGGUAAGGAAGAACAAGGUCGAAUAGCUCCAAUAGAAGCCGAACAGAGACCAAACUUAGCUGGACUGGGACAAAAACGAGGAAUCUAUACUCCCACACCUGGCCUCACAUAUAGAGACACUGUCAAGAAGCUGAUGAUUGCUCGAUACAAAGAAGUGAUUCAGGAAGAAGGAGACUAGAUAUGGCGCUUCAAGAUGUGCAGCCCUAGAUGUGCCCAAUACAUCUUUGAACCCGUCGGAGCCACGCGCCGUGCCAAUACAGAAUGAUUACAUUAUGUACAUAGCGUUGCAAUAAGUUUGUUAUUUGAGUGGCCACCAAUUUUCAUAUAUACAAAUACAUUGAUCAUGAGCACUACUGUGCCCAAGCUCUGUGUGGUCCUUAAUAACAUAAAUUAUUAUAAUACUAAAAUCUGCUUCUGAGAGGUCUCCUUAUUUAGAAAAUAGCACUCAUUAUUUUGGUAUAGGGAAAUAUUAAAUAUAUAUACAGGCUGUAUACAUAUUAAAUGAUAAGCCCAUUUAGUACAAGUUAAAAAGUAUAUUUUCAUUACAUGUCGAUAUAUUGCAAACAUUGUUAAUAACGAAAUGGGCUAUUUGUUUUAUAUACUUCAGAUUUUGUGAGUUAUAUGUCCAUAUAAUAUAAGUUUUAUAUGCAUUAUUAGCAGUCUAUGAACAAAGUAUAGAUGAAAAGAUAAGAUUUUUUAUUUUCAGUAUCUAUUCUCCAAUUUGCUGAUAUUACGCACUGUUUGCAUUUAAUAUUUUAAUUAUUUACUGAUAAAUAAAGUAUGAUAUGAUAUAAUACUUAAAAUGGUUUACUAAGCCAAACACUGUUGAACAACAUAAAUUACUGAUUUAGUAGAAUAGAAUUUCUAUUUAUCGAAUGAUAGUAUAAUGUAAUAAUACUUUAAUUAUAAUUUACAAUAUAUCCUCCAUUAAUAUGUAUCUAAAGAAGAUAAUAUUCUGAAAAUACUAAACGAAAUAUUUAAAAAAAUAAUUGGAUAAAGUG
Pieris rapae (cabbage white) is the source of this 3295-nucleotide messenger RNA. Its product is annotated as RNA-binding protein 5-A. The record is from RefSeq and is a predicted model, not a curated record. Gene Ontology annotation, biological process: mRNA splicing, via spliceosome. The transcript has 3 exons. Lineage: Eukaryota; Metazoa; Arthropoda; Insecta; Lepidoptera; Pieridae. Gene Ontology annotation, molecular function: RNA binding. Gene Ontology annotation, cellular component: nucleus. Bases 325 to 2472 code for a protein of 715 amino acids.